This is a messenger RNA of Triticum aestivum (bread wheat), 928 nucleotides long. RefSeq lists its product as uncharacterized. The record is from RefSeq and is a predicted model, not a curated record. The coding region runs from base 128 to 781 and encodes 217 amino acids. The transcript has a single exon. NCBI's taxonomy places the organism in Eukaryota, Viridiplantae, Streptophyta, Magnoliopsida, Poales, Poaceae.
CAAUGGGUCUUCGGCCGCCGAGAUUGCCCCCGCUCUCGUAGCACUCGUGCCGCGCCGGCGGCGGCGCCAACGCCUCGUCUCUGAGGCCCUUCAAAACUCGCUCUGGAUUGGGGACAUCCAUGGUGCCAUGGGCGCCGCUGCUGCGAUCGAGUACGUCGAUUUGUGGCGACGGAUCCAAAGCAUUCAACCUUCGGCCGAACCGGACAGAAUCUCUUGGAAAUGGACCGACAAUGGGAUCUACACGGCAAGCUCUGCGUACAAAGCCUUGUUCCAUGGAUCGACCGCCAGCCCAUUCUGGCGUCUCAUCUGGCGAUCGUGGGCACCUGACAGCGCCAAGUUCUUUCUCUGGCUCGCCUCGAUGGAUCGCUGCUGGACGGCUGAGCGCCGCGCUCGCCAUGGAUUGCCUCAAGAUCCCCUCUACAAGCUCUGCGGCCAAGAGCUCGAGUCCCUGGACCACCUACUUGCCCGGUGUGUCUUCUCCCGGAUUACUUGGCACGAAAUCCUCUCAUGGUGCCGCCUACCAAUCCCUACGCCGUGCUCCACCGACGCCUUCUUCGACUGGUGGUGCAAGACCAACAACACUGCCCCAGCUUCAUCUCGCAAAGGGAUCAACUCGCUCGUCGCGCUCACUGCCUGGUCCAUUUGGAAGCACCGAAACGCCGCUGUCUUCGAUAAUGCCUGGCCCUCAAAUGAUGAUCUUGCUCGCACAAUCAAAGACGAGGCCCGCCUAUGGGCACGUGCUGGAGCAACUAAGUUAGCAUCCAUCAUUCCUGUAACCUAAGAUCUAUUGUAGCGAGGCUGAGCACCCUCCCCUCUGCUCAUGUUGCACUCUCCGGGUCGCCUUCGGCGCAUGAUCCCUAGAGUUGCACCCUGUACUACCCCCCUAUCAAUGAAAUGAUACGCAACAAUGCGUAUUCACCAAAAAAAA